AGUUCGCCGGCGUCGUCCGUAGCGUCUGGACGCACUGCGGCGCGGGUCCUAUUUGACUGUUCGACUUACUGCGGGUUACGGGUGUUCUCUCUCCUCUCCUCUCCUCUCCUCUCUCUCUCUCUCUAUUCCCAGGUUGCCAUGACGCGAUUCGACGGGAGCGCAAUUCCUCGUGUCGCCGUUCGCUAGAAAAAAAAAACCUCCCUCUCCCUUCCUCUUUCGCGAGGACUCGACACCCGAAGUGGACGCAAUCAUCGGGCAUACACCUGCUCGCGGGCCCGUCCUGCGCGUUUUAUCCUCCUUGAUCGCGUGAUUUGAGACACGCGGCAAAAAAUUAAAAACCCACCUUUCAGCUUCUUUUAAUUCCUCAACAAACCCUCACCGGGGCAAUCGGCAAACUAAAAAAUAUCUUCCAGGCUUAUGGAUGACGUUCGUUAAGUAAUUUUUUUUUUCGAAAAUUAAUUAAAAUAAAAUUUACCUUUUUCUAACUUUCUCGCGCGUGUGUGACUUCGCGGAAAACCGGCCGAGGACAUGGCCGCUUCUUGCACGCAUGAUGGGUGUCCUGCCCGCCUGUUGCUGGUGUGCCUCGCCUUCGUCGCUGCCGUCCUAACAGGUGCUCAAGGCGGCAGCAAUGCCACGAGCAACCAUGCAGCAGGGCAGCCAACUUUCGUCACCAAAGGAGCGACGUACCGCAUAAAGACCAAUGACACCGUUGUUCUGCCGUGCGAAGUGAAAAACCCAGGCAGCUACGUGCUGGCGUGGAAGCGCGGGAUCGCCAUCCUGACGGCCAGCAGCGUGAAGGUGUCGCCCGACGAGCGGCUGCGGCUGGUGGACGGCUACAACCUGGAGAUACGCGACGUGGCGCCCAGCGACGCCGGCGACUACACCUGCCAGAUCGGCACCUUGGAGCCCAAGGAGAUCACGCAGACGCUCGAGAUACUCGUUCCGCCGCGGAUGCAGCAGAAGUCCACUGUGGAGGAUGCGGAAGUGAAGAAAGGAGAAACGGCCAAGAUGGAAUGUCGGGCUUCCGGUAAUCCCGUGCCAACAAUCACGUGGACGCGCAAGAACAACGUACUGCCGACGGGCGAGCAGUCGUACCAAGGCAACAGCCUGGCCGUGGAGCGCGCAAACCGCCACCACGCCGGAGUCUACUACUGCACCGCCUCCAACGGCGUUGGCAACCCUGUCACCAAGCAGGUCAACCUGCACGUGCUCUAUCCGCCGGAGAUAGAGGUGGAGAGCAGCUGGGUGCACACGGGAGAGGGGAGAGAAGUGCAGCUAGUGUGCAUCGUGCACUCCGACCCGCCGGCCGAGGUGGUGUGGUUCAAGGACACGCUGCGACUGGACUCGACCGACCGCCGCAUCAUGGAAGCCAGGGGCAGCCGGAGGACGCUGAUCCUGAGGAAGGUGCAGACGUCCGACUUUGGCAACUACACGUGCGUGGCGGACAACGGCCUGGGCAAGAGCCGGCAGUCCAUAGAGCUGUCGGGCAAGCCGAACCGGCCGGUGUUCCUGAGCGAGCGCGCCGGCUGGCACCGCGACAGCUACAACCUCUCCUGGUCCGUGGACAGCUACACGCCCGUCGAGGAGUUCAAGCUGCUGUUCCGCAAGAUGGCCGCCAAGAUGGCCGCCGGCGCCCUGCCCGAGGCCCAGCAGACGGAGGCCCGCCAGCGCGAGCGGCAGAUGUUCGGGAAGAACGACUCUGACAGCGACCAGGAGGGGAAGGCAGACGGCUGGCUGGACGUGCUGGUGCCGGCGGUGCCCUCGGAGCAGCUGACGCAGCGCGCGUGGCACGUCAUCAGGCAACUGCAGCCCGGAGCCAGCUACGAGGCGAAAGUGCGCGCGAGGAACCGCUUCGGCUGGGGCGAGCAGUCGCCAAGCUUCCAGUUCGCGACCAGCAGCUCAGAGAGCGCACUAUACCAACCUUCCCCGGAACCAGCCAUUUAUGAAGAACCUGCGGCGAGAGACCUUGGAAUGAGAGCCUACAGCAGUGGUGCCAAAAGCCCAGAAACACAAUGCGUACUGGUGGCAGCGCUGGCGGUGUUAGCAAGGACUGUUGCGAACAGGUUUGCCAUGCCGGCCAGCGGGGCGGCGUAAGUUCUGGCUUCCACCGCCGCCGGCGCUGCGGGAGUCUAGAAGACCACGUGUGGAUCCGUGGUCCGAGCUACGGCUGCCUGUGGAACCCCCACUCCGCGCCCGGGAAGAGACUUCAACGAACGGGUGUGACACGAGCGCAGACAUCUUCCUCUUCAAUCCCUCACCCAAAAAAACCUAUCCCCUCCACCACUUUUUUUUCCCCCUUUCAUUCACGGGCGCGUCGAUUGACAAUCUCCUGAUGACCUACCACGCGCGUCACGAAGAACUGUGUCUUCAGCGCACGGAUGGAAGAUGGACGUCUUCAAAACUCCCGUCGCGGGAGAAGCUGUGUUUGAUAUCGCGCGAGUUAUUAUCCCGCCAGAAGAUUAAAAAAAAAAAAAA
Messenger RNA from Bacillus rossius redtenbacheri, 2475 nucleotides. RefSeq names its product neuronal growth regulator 1-like. Lineage: Eukaryota; Metazoa; Arthropoda; Insecta; Phasmatodea; Bacillidae. Gene Ontology annotation, biological process: synapse organization; homophilic cell-cell adhesion. The record is from RefSeq and is a predicted model, not a curated record. Gene Ontology annotation, molecular function: protein binding; axon guidance receptor activity. The transcript is spliced from 12 exons. Bases 529 to 2094 code for a protein of 521 amino acids. Gene Ontology annotation, cellular component: neuronal cell body; axon; plasma membrane.